AUGGCUCCAAAACCAAAGCUGUCAUUCGAUCGCGAGCUAGACUCCCUCCUUCCAGAUUAUAAUGACUUAAUCCAGUUACCCGAAGUCAAUGAUAUACUACCUCCGGGAGUCACUCACGAAGAACACACUUUCCUCGGCCCUGACAAGAACCCGCUGAUCCUCUCAAUCUUCCGCAAGGAGAGUCCGCCAGACUCUUUUCCACAGAAACGACCAGCCAUCUACCAUAUCCAUGGUGGAGGCAUGAUCAUGGGCAACCGCUUCUGCACACUAAGCGGCCCGCUCGAAUUCGUUCGCGAACAUGACGCUAUCUGCACCACGAUCGAAUACCGCCUUGCGCCUAAACAUCCCUACCCUGCACCGAUCGAAGGUUGCUACGCUGGCCUGGUCUGGGUACAUGAGCACGCAGAGGAACUCGGAAUCGACUCGACUCGUAUUGUAAUCAAUGGACUCUCAGCAGGAGGUGGCCUGGCAGCAGGUGUUGCGCUGCUGUGUCGGGACCGGAAAGGCCCUCCUUUGAUCGGACAAUCGCUGUUCUCGCCUAUGAUCGAUGACUGUAAUGACUCAGUUUCGGCGCAUGAGUUUACUGGAACGGGGAUCUGGGACCGCAAUGCCAAUAUGGCAGGUUGGAAUGCGUAUCUAGGUGACCGCAGAGGAAGUUACAAUGUCAAUGUGUAUGCAGCUCCUAUUAGGGCAAAGAAUCUUACAGGCCUUCCGCCGGCGUAUAUCGAUGUCGGAUCGACAGAGACAUUUCGCGACGAAGAUGUCCAGUAUGCGCAGAACAUGUGGCGUGACGGCACUCAGUGUGAACUGCAUGUUUGGCCUGGUGCAUAUCAUGGAUUCGAGGGACUGUGCCCGAGAGCGCAGUUGUCUAUUAUGGCGAGGAAAGCGAGGUUGGAUUGGCUACGGCGAAGUCUCUUCUGUUGA
Molecule: messenger RNA, 924 nt
Organism: Aspergillus fumigatus Af293
Lineage: Eukaryota; Fungi; Ascomycota; Eurotiomycetes; Eurotiales; Aspergillaceae
Product: putative lipase/esterase
Molecular function (GO): hydrolase activity
Source: RefSeq, a predicted model, not a curated record